UUUUGGGUGGGACCCUGCUCUUUCCCGUGACGCUAGUGUCCUUAGCGUGAGCAGAGACUUUUGAAAGGCUCCUCUGUACAAGAUGACCAUGUUCCUGAAUAGGAUGGUCGAAGUCGUCCACGCUAUCAACCGGCGAGAUUUCCGGCGGGGGGCGGAGAGCCUGGACAGCCUGACGAAGUGGCUCGAGGCGUCUGGCGACUGGCACCGGUUCUACAAGGAAUCGGAGGUACAGGGGACGCUCUCGUGUCUCCGGGCCUUCAUCCUGGUCAAGCAGGGGUGCUCGCGGCGCCUGGUCAGAGAGGACGGCUGGGAAGUUCUAUUGAGGCAAGCGCGAGACGAGCUGCAGAGGGCGGCAGAGUUGCAGAGUAGCGAGGAUCUGGAUCUCGAGAGCGGACGACGAGGCGAAAGGAGGUGGCAGUGGGAGAGAUUGGCGCAGCAGGCGCGACAGGAGAUGGACCGCACCGAGAAGGACGAUCCGCCGGCCGUGUGCGAUUGCAAGUUCCGCAAGGUGGUUUGCGACCUUCACAGCGGCGACAGGACGGGGAACUUGGCGAGGGAGCAUACGCGGUAUCACAAUCUCGUGGAGCUGGAGGGAUGGCAGUCGGCUGAGGCGCUGUUGACGGAGGAUAUUGCGACGGAUUUGGAACCGUACAGUUCCUGGGGCUAUACUUGAAAUUCCACAGACGGAUGGGUUGGACAUCUCGGAGUCACGCGGGUUACUUAAUCGUAUCAAACUGGAAUUAGUUUGUCAGAGGUCAAUCGGAAGAGCAUUCAAGGAG
Messenger RNA from Ilyonectria robusta, 779 nucleotides. RefSeq lists its product as uncharacterized. The coding region runs from base 83 to 673 and encodes 196 amino acids. The record is from RefSeq and is a predicted model, not a curated record. Lineage: Eukaryota; Fungi; Ascomycota; Sordariomycetes; Hypocreales; Nectriaceae. The transcript has a single exon.